UUUCUUUGGUGGUGGUGGAGAAGAGUAGUAAUAUGGUGGAGGAGGUGAUUUCUUGGGUGGUGGUGGUGAGGAAUAGUAAUAUGGUGGAGGAGGAGACUUAACUGGUGGUGGUGGGGAAGUAUAGUGAUAUGGUGGCGGGGGUGAUUUCUUUGGUGGUGGCGGUGAGGAAUAAUAAUAUGGUGGAAGAGGAGACUUUACUGGUGGUGGUGGAGAACUGUAAUAGUAUGGGGGAGGAGGUGACUUAGCAGGUGGUGGUGGAGACUUAUAGUAGUAUGGUGAUGGUGGUGGUGGUGAUGGAGGAGGCGGAGACUUGUAAUAGUAAGGUGGCGGAGGUGAAGGUGAAGGAGUUGGUGGAGAUUUAUAGUAGUAUGGUGGAGGAGGUAAAGGAGAAGGUGGUGGUGGAGACUUAUAAUAGUAAGGUGGAGGUGGUGAUGGCAAGGGUGGUGGCGGAGAUUUAUAAUAAUAUGGUGGUGAAGGUGAUGGUGAAGGUGGAGGUGGCGACUUAUAAUAAUAUAGAGGUGGUGGUGAAGGUGAUGGUGGAGGAGGAGAUUUGUACACAUACGGGGGCGGGGGAGAUGGCGAAGGAGGAGGUGGUGAUUUAUACACAUAAGGCAGUGGGGGUGAAGGUGAUGGAGGUGGAGGAGACUUAUACACAUAUGGUGGCGGGGGAGAUGGCGAAGGAGGAGGUGGUGAUUUAUACACAUAUGGUGGCGGGGGAGAAGGUGAUGGAGGAGGUGGAGAUUUGUACACAUAAGGUGGUGGCAGAGAAGAAGAUGGAGGUGGUGGUGACUUGUACUCGUAUACUGGAGGUGGUGGAGAAGAAUAUAUAUAAGGAUCUGCUGACACUACAUUAGCAACCGCCAAUAUGGCCAAUGCCACUAAGAUUUGUGGCAAAUAUCGACGACCCUUGGCGGGGCCGCCACCGUGAAACUGACUCAUUUUGCCGGAAAAUUGCUGCACUAGCCUCCCAAAUAUGGCUAGUGAAAUCUCGAAAAACUUUGAAGGGGUAGAAGAAGAAAGGAAGUAGUGUUGAAAGCUGAUGCC
Molecule: messenger RNA, 1044 nt
Organism: Nicotiana tabacum (common tobacco)
Lineage: Eukaryota; Viridiplantae; Streptophyta; Magnoliopsida; Solanales; Solanaceae
Source: RefSeq, a predicted model, not a curated record